GCUUACUUGGAGGCUGGAGCAGCAAGCGAGCCCUCUCCGAGCGCCGGAGCGCACAGCAAGCAAGCAGGCAGGCGGCAGGCAGGCAGGCAGGCGGCGAACGACCUCUCUCUCUCUCUCGCUCUGCUUGCGCUGCUCCGCCCCUAUAAAUAACUGAGCGCCAAGGAACUUUCCCAAGUCAGAGAGACUUUAAGGAAGAGAAGAUUCGGCACCUAUCGCCAAAUGGUCCGGAGGAACCAGCCGCGGCAAGAGCGCUCGACCGGCAGCGUCUGAAGCAACUCUUCGCGAUUUUUAUUUGUGUGUGUGUGUGAAGAAGGGGGCUCGGAAGCCCCUUCCCCCGAUUUCGGACGGGAGUUUCAGGAGCCGGGCAAAGGAAGGCAAAGAGGAACUUGCCGGCGUCUCCUCGGUCGGGCGCUUGCAAGGUCCCCGCCCUCUCGCUCUGGAGGCAUCGGAGGGGGGUCGUCUCCGGUGGCCGAGGUUCCCCUUCGUGCCCCCCGCUCCCCUCCUCUUGCUUUCAUGCAACGCCUGGUAGCCUGGGAUCAGGCAUGCCACCCCCUCCAGCCCGCGGCCUUUAAAUCCAUGGAAGUGGCCAAUUUCUAUUACGAGGCGGACUGUCUGGCUGCCCUGAACAAGCUGCACCCGCGGGCGGCGGGGGCCCGCUCCAUGACCGAGCUCACCGUGGGGGAUCACGAGAGAGCCAUCGACUUCAGCCCUUACCUGGACCCUUUAGCAUCGCAGCAGCAGCAGCAGCAGCAGCAGCCGCAGCAGCAGCAGCCGCCUUCUUCCACGGCAGCAGGGGGCAACUUUGAGCCUGUUUGCAGCAGCGGCGGCGGCGGGAGCAGCGGCCAAGAUUUCCUCUCCGAUCUCUUCUCCGAGCAGGACUAUAAAGGCGGCGGGAAGAAGCACCCCGACUACGCUUACAUCAGCCUGAGCAGGCACGGCCACCACCCACCCGUCGGACAGAACCACAAAGCCGGGCCGCUGCUGGGUUGUUUCCCGCCGCAGAUGGUGGAGACCAAAGUGGAGCCGGUCUUCGAGCACUUGGAUUCUUGCAAAGGGGGCCGCAAGGAAGAAGGCGGCGGAGGAGGAGCAGGGCCCGGCCUGGGGGGAAUGUCCUCGCCUUACGGCAGCACCGUCCGCUCCUAUUUGGGCUACCAGUCCGUGCCGAGCGGGAGCAGCGGGAACCUCUCCACCUCUUCGUCUUCCAGCCCGCCCGGCACCCCGAACCCGUCCGAUUCCUCGAAAUCCGCCUCAGUCGGAGGAGGAGGAAGUGGCGGCGGCGGCGGCGUUUACCCGGCAGGCCCCGGCGGCGGCGGCAGCAGCGGCAAGAACAAGUCCAAGAAGUCGGUGGACAAGCACAGCGAGGAGUACAAGAUCCGCCGCGAGAGGAACAACAUCGCCGUGCGCAAGAGCCGCGACAAAGCCAAGAUGCGCAACCUGGAGACGCAGCACAAAGUCUUGGAACUGACGGCGGAGAACGAGAGGCUGCAAAAGAAAGUCGAGCAGCUGUCCCGGGAACUCAGCACCCUCAGGAACUUGUUCAAACAGCUGCCCGAGCCGCUUUUGGCCUCCUCCGGACAUUGCUAGCCUUUCCCCCUCCCCGUUGACCUCCCCCCCUCAACAGCUGGACGCCGCUGGAAACAAUGCUGUGGUUUGGGCAGGCGGAGGGUUGUGGGGGAGGCGAGGCUUCCGGGAAGGAAUGAAGCGGUGCGUAUGUGUGUGUAUGUGUGUGAAGGGGGUGGGUGCAUCUGCCCGUCUUUUCAGGACUAGCACGGGUCGGAGGGGGGAAGAGAAAGUCCCGAGGGGGCUUUGCAUAAAUAUAAAUUAUAUAUAUAUUAUAUUUUUGGCCUUUAAUUCGCGCUCCUUGAUGAUGGGAGAAACCUUCCGCCCUAAGCCUCUUGCAGUACGACUCCUUCGGCUGGCGGGGGGAGUUCUUUGGCCGGUUUCUAUAGAGCUCUGCGCGACUUCAUGGAGAAAUCCAUAGUUUUCCAACUUCAUUAUUUUUUUCUAAGAAAAAAAAAAGCCGAUACCA
This is a messenger RNA of Thamnophis sirtalis, 2029 nucleotides long. The record is from RefSeq and is a predicted model, not a curated record. Lineage: Eukaryota; Metazoa; Chordata; Lepidosauria; Squamata; Natricidae.